Alexandromys fortis (reed vole) is the source of this 3289-nucleotide messenger RNA. It is a transcript of the gene Dgka, whose product is annotated as diacylglycerol kinase alpha. The transcript is spliced from 24 exons. Gene Ontology annotation, molecular function: calcium ion binding; ATP-dependent diacylglycerol kinase activity. Gene Ontology annotation, cellular component: plasma membrane. Bases 772 to 3069 code for a protein of 765 amino acids. Lineage: Eukaryota; Metazoa; Chordata; Mammalia; Rodentia; Cricetidae. Gene Ontology annotation, biological process: lipid phosphorylation; intracellular signal transduction; diacylglycerol metabolic process. The record is from RefSeq and is a predicted model, not a curated record.
AGGGGAGAGAUAAUGGGAGAGACUGUGAGUAAUUAGGGGAAAAAAAGGAGAAAAUUCAAAGUAGAGCUGCCCCACGCGUGGGAAGACAGAAGCGUAGGAGUGGAGAAAGUGGCACAGACCGGAGAGCCCUGAGAUACUCUGGAGCCCAGGAGAAGGUCGUGUUGGAAAGCUGGCAACAGCGGGUGGUCUAGGGAGCGGCGGGAGGGCAGGCUAGGUGGGGGGCGGGCAGUGUGUCGUCAGGAGCUGGGCGGCCCCGCGGCGGCCGGGCCGCGUCUGCCUAGCCCGUCCCCUCCAGCCCAGCUCGGGCUCCUUCGCUCCAGCUCCGACGGUGAGCUCUCCCGGGGCAAGGUAGAGCCCCGCGAGCCCCGCCCCACUCCGCACACUUUCGCACCCGGGCAGAAGGGCCGCGGAAGGGGCCGCUCCGCCGGCUGGGUGAGGGCUGCGGCGUCCGGAGGAGGAAGCGUUGACAGCUGGAACCGGCUGCUGGAAGGGUUUGCGCUGGAUCGCGGGAGCUGCCAGAGGGCUGCGCAAGACCCGGGUGUCGUUUUCCCUGUUACAGGUGUAAUUAUUUCAAGCCACAGGCCCGUCACAGCAAAGUGUGGAACCCAGUUAGAUCUGACUCCUCAACAGCCCUGAACGACUUACUUCUGUAAAAUAUGUAAUUACUGUUGUUGCUGAUAUUAAAUAAUUAAGGUUUACCCUCAGAAAAACAAACGCAAUAAGCUGUACUACCGGGCUCUGUUUGUACUCUACCUUAAAAAGAGAAAAAGGAUGGCCAAAGAGAAGGGGCUAAUCAGCCCAGAAGACUUUGCUCAGCUGCAGCAAUACAUGGAAUACUCCACCAAAAAGGUCAGUGAUGUUCUGAAGCUCUUUGAGGAUGGUGACAUGAACAGAUUUUGCCAAGAAGAUGUCAUUGGCUACGUGGGAUUUGAGCAUUUCCUGAAACUCUAUCUGGAAGUGGAUGAAGUCCCCCAUCACCUCUGCUGGUCUCUGUUUUGGUCCUUUCACGCUAGUCAAAGCUUAGAAAUGACUAAGUCAAGAGGCAAUGUGAUCUGCCUCAGUGAUGUCUCCUGCUACUUCUCCCUCCUGGAGGGUGGCCGGCCAGAAGACAAGCUAGAAUUCACCUUCAAGCUGUAUGACUCGGAUAGAAACGGGAUCCUGGAUAGCUCGGAAGUAGAAAGAAUUAUCCACCAGAUGAUUCGAGUGGCCGAAUAUCUAGACUGGGAUGUGUCCGAGCUGAGGCCGAUCCUCCAGGAGAUGAUGAAGGAGAUCGACUACGAUGGCAGUGGCUCUGUCUCCCUAGCUGAGUGGGUCCGGGCUGGCGCCACCACUGUGCCGCUGCUUGUGCUUCUGGGGGUAGAUAUGACGCUGAAGGAUGAUGGGGUACACAUGUGGAGACCCAAGAGAUUCCCCAGACCAGUCUACUGCAACCUAUGCGAGCUGAGCAUUGGCCUUGGCAAACAGGGCCUGAGCUGUAACCUCUGUAAGUACACUGUUCAUGACCACUGUGCCAUGAAGGCCCAGCCUUGUGAAGUCAGCACCUAUGCCAAGUCUCGGAAAGACAUUGGUGUGAGUGACCCCACGCCCGGUUCGUUCCCACGCUGCCAACCCCUGGUCUCUGUCUUCAUUCCCUCCCACACAAGACCCCUCCCAGACAAGGCCCUGCCCUUCUCCCCCAAGGUCCAGUCACAUGUGUGGGUUCGAGGAGGCUGUGACUCUGGACGAUGUGACCGCUGCCAGAAAAAGAUCCGCAUCUACCACAGCCUCACAGGACUGCAUUGUGUGUGGUGCCACCUGGAGAUCCAUGACGACUGUCUGCAGGCUGUGGGGACCGAGUGUGACUGUGGGCCGCUCCGCGAUCAUAUCCUGCCUCCGUCUUCCAUUUAUCCCAGAGUUCUGGCAUCUGUACCAGAUCGCAAGCUGAAGACCGCAGAUGACGCAAGCCUGUCUACCAUUGAUGCUCUUCGGAUUGACCCUGUUUCUAACACCCAUCCGCUUCUAGUCUUUGUCAAUCCUAAGAGUGGAGGGAAGCAGGGGCAGAGGGUGCUUUGGAAGUUCCAGUAUAUGCUAAACCCUCGGCAGGUGUACAACCUGAAGAAUGGUCCAGAGCAAGGGCUCAAAUUUUUCAGAGACGUUCCUCAAUUCCGGGUAUUGGUGUGUGGUGGAGACGGCACAGUAGGCUGGAUUCUAGAAAGCAUUGAUAAAGCCAACUUUCCGGUUGUGCCUCCUGUUGCUGUGCUGCCCCUGGGCACUGGAAAUGAUCUGGCUCGUUGCCUAAGGUGGGGAAGAGGUUAUGAAGGUGAGAAUUUGGGAAAGAUCCUCAAGGACAUAGAGACAAGUAAGGUGGUAUAUCUCGACCGGUGGCUCCUGGAAGUAACACUCCAAGGAAAUGAGAAGAGUGACCCCGUCCCCUCUCAGAUCAUCAAUAACUACUUCUCCAUUGGUGUGGAUGCUUCAAUUGCCCACCAGUUCCAUGUCAUGCGAGAGAAAUAUCCCGAGAAGUUCAACAGCAGAAUGAAAAACAAGUUGUGGUACUUGGAAUUUGCCACAUCUGAAACUAUCUUCUCAACAUGCAAAAAGCUGGAAGAGUCUUUAACAGUUGAGAUCUGUGGGAAGCCGCUGGAUCUCAGCGACCUAUCCCUAGAAGGCAUUGCAGUACUGAAUAUCCCAAGCACACACGGUGGCUCCAACCUCUGGGGUGAUAUCAGGAGACCUCAGGGGGAUACUUCUUCUAUCAACCAGGCAUUAGGCAGUACCGCCAAAAUAAUUACAGACCCCGAUAUCCUGAAAACCUCGGUGCCAGACAUGAGUGACAAGCGGCUAGAAGUAGUAGGAAUAGAGGGUGCAAUUGAGAUGGGCCAGAUCUAUACCAAGCUCAAGAAUGCUGGACAUCGGCUGGCCAAGUGCUCCGAGAUCACAUUCCGGACCACAAAAACCCUCCCCAUGCAAAUUGAUGGGGAACCGUGGAUGCAGGCGCCCUGUACAAUCAAGAUCACCUAUAAGAACCAGAUGCCUAUGCUUAUGGGCCCGGCCCCCAACUCCAACAAUUUCUUUGGCUUUUGGAGCUGAGGAUACCCUCUGCCUUGAGCCCGCCUCGUUGUUCCUGGAGAUUUCCCUCUAUGCUCUGUACAUUGCUGCCAUGCCCUCCUGUCAGCCCAGAAGGAUGUGUCUUCAUUUCCACAGUAUUUAUUACCCUGUACCACCUCACUGUUCCCACACGCUCACUCACACAGAACCAAAAGCGCAUAACACUGGAAGUGCCUCAACCAAUGAAGUAUUUUUUCCACCA